This is a messenger RNA of Iphiclides podalirius (scarce swallowtail), 291 nucleotides long. NCBI's taxonomy places the organism in Eukaryota, Metazoa, Arthropoda, Insecta, Lepidoptera, Papilionidae. The record is from the annotation of a GenBank genome assembly.
AUGACGAUGCUUGCGAUGGCGCGUGGCUCGGAAGACCGGCGCGAGGAAGAGGCGGAGGCGGAAGCGGAGGCGAGCGGGGAAGUGGACGUGGUGGGCGUGGAGGAGGCUGCCCCGGUGGACCUGACGCGGCGGCUGGGGCUGACGCGGCCGCCCGACAGGCCCGCCAUAGCGUUCUCCGUGGAAAACAUCCUCGACCCCAACAAGUUCACCGGGCGCUCCGACGUCCCGUUGAGAUACGACGAGCACUAUUGGAGGCCCCACUACGAUAGAGACGACAGUGACUCUGGUGAG